GAGCCCUUCAUCUCUCAGCGCCUCCUCUUCCUCUUCCUCUCCUCCCUGCUCCUUCUGACUCUCUCCUCCAUGUUGGUCUGUGAUGGAGGCAGAGUGCUGGUGGUGCCUAUGGAGGGGAGCCACUGGGUCAACAUGAACUUCCUCAUCGGGGCCUUACACGUGCGAGGCCACGCCGUCACCGUCCUGCGCUCCAGCCGGAGCUGGUACGUGGCGAAGGAGUCGGCUCACUACAGCGCCAUCACCGUGCCCGUGAGCGAGGGCCUCAACGAGGACUUUGUGAACCCCAUCAUUAAGAGACUGAUUGAGGCACAGAGGAGCAACAGCUCCAUGCUAAACUUCGUGGGUCUUUACGCAGAAACGUUUGAGGCCAUGGUGAAGGCCACCCAGAUAACGUGUGAAAUGGCUACAAACAUGUUCGAGGAUAAGGCCUUGAUGAGGACUCUGAAUGAGAGUGGGUUCGAUCUGGUUCUGACUGACCCUAUUGUGGGCACUGGCAUAAUGUUGGCUCACUACCUCCGUCUCCCUCUAGUCUACAAUGUGAGGUGGAUCACAAGUGGUGAGGGCCAUCUUGGAAUCGCACCCUCACCGCUGUCCUACAUCCCCAUGACUGGACUCGGCUUCUCGGACAAGAUGUCCUUCCUGGAGCGGACUAAGAACAUGCUCUUCUACCUGCUGAAUGACCUUCACCACCGGCUCAAACUAAAACCACAGUAUCAGGCCAUCUGCGACCGCUACUUGCACGCGAAGGUCGAUUUCUACGAGCUUCUGCAGGCAGCAGAUAUCUGGCUCAUGAGGGUCGACUUUGUGUUCGAGUUCCCACGGCCGACGAUGCCCAACGUCGUCUACAUCGGGGGGUUCCAGUGUGUGCCGGCAAAACCCCUCCCUGAAGAGCUCGAGCUGUUUGUGGAGAGCGCGGGCGAGCAUGGCGUUAUUGUCAUGUCCCUCGGUACGUUUGUGAAAGAGUUGCCCGCCGACAUGACUGACGAGAUAGCGGCCGCUUUUGCUCAGCUGCCUCAGAAGGUCAUAUGGAGGCACGCAGGCAGAAGACCCCCUGUCCUCGGUAACAACACCUUACUGGUCGACUGGAUGCCACAGAACGACCUCCUGGGCCAUCCCAAAGUAAAACUCUUCGUAGCUCACGGAGGAACAAACGGUAUCCAGGAAGCGAUGUACCACGGGGUUCCGGUCGUAGGCUUGCCUUUGUACUCCGACCAGCUCGACAACCUCGUCCGGCUUAAGGAGCGCGGAGCGGCAAAGAUUCUUUCCCUCGGUACCGUGGACAGAACCAGUUUCUCACAGGCCUUACGGGAGGUGCUCCACAGGCCAACGUACAGGGCCAACAUGCACAGGCUGUCCAGGCUGCACAGGGACCAGCCAAUCAAGCCCCUGGACCGAGCCCUCUUCUGGAUCGAGUUCGUCAUGAGACACGGAGGGGCCGGCCACUUGCGGACAGAGUCGUACAAGUUGCCUUGGUAUUCGUAUCACUCCGUAGACGUGGCUGUGGUUUGGCUCACUGUUGUGCUCAUCCUGUCUGUCCUUAUGGUUGGGCUGGUUAGAGGCUUGUGUGCAAGACUUUGCUGCACAGCGCGAAAAAACAAAAAAGACUGAGUUAACUGAUCACAGCAUCAGAUUU
Clupea harengus (Atlantic herring) is the source of this 1633-nucleotide messenger RNA. Its product is annotated as UDP-glucuronosyltransferase 2C1-like. The record is from RefSeq and is a predicted model, not a curated record. Gene Ontology annotation, molecular function: UDP-glycosyltransferase activity. NCBI's taxonomy places the organism in Eukaryota, Metazoa, Chordata, Actinopteri, Clupeiformes, Clupeidae.